Molecule: messenger RNA, 552 nt
Organism: Linderina pennispora
Lineage: Eukaryota; Fungi; Kickxellomycota; Kickxellomycetes; Kickxellales; Kickxellaceae
Exons: 1
Coding region: 21-473 (150 amino acids)
Source: RefSeq, a predicted model, not a curated record
CGGAUAUAUAUCACACAGCAAUGAAGAUUAAUCUACUCGUAGCAUUGGCACUAUCGUUGGGAUCGGUCGGGUCCGCCUCGCUUAUCUCGACAAGGCCAGGGAAGGUCGAGCAGCAGCAGCAAGAGUUUGUCAACUCUGCCCUGCCCUUGGUGGUCCUCGGCUACCUGCACGAGGUUGCCUCAGCAUACCGCCAAGUACAUCCAACCAGCAUUGCCCGCCUUGAUAGUCAAGCCAUGUCGGAGUCUGCCGGCCACCAGUCUGAAAGCACUGUUCCAAAUGUGGGCGAGCUUGGUGCGUUGCUGGCAGAGCUCGACGAGCUGGGCUUCUCGAUCGGCUCGAGCCAGGUGGAUCAGAUGAAGAGCGUUAUGAGCGAGAUGCACACGGCAUCGUUCCUCGACAGGGAGAUAUCGGCACCGGGCGAGGUUUUGCGGAUCCACCAGUCGAUUGCAGAGAACGUCGAACAACCCAAGUGAACUCUCGCUGAACGGCUGCGCAGAAUAAGCUUAUCUGCUCUUUGAAGAUUCUUUUUGUGCAAUGGACUGUCCACAGAAA